AUGCCGGCAACACAGAACCGCGCCGCUGCAGUCCAGAUCCGCCUUCAGGUGGCGAUGGACUCGCCCAGCUUGAGUGACGAUGCCAAGCGCUUCCAUAUCGUCUGGCUGGCAAGGCAGAUGCGCAAGUGCUCGUGCCCGGGGAGGGUGUGCCACCAGACGAGGAGCGCCGCCUGGAAUCGACUGGUGCAGGCGCAGGCGCCCAACCGCGGCCUGCUGGCCCUGCCCAUCGAGGUGGAUGAGAACGUACACGCCGCUCCCUCACACGACUCGCAGCAGGAGGCAACCAAGAUGGUUGAGGCAGUUGCCAGUGGCCUCCUGCAGGCAUCCAGUCGAGAGAGAGGCGCCGCAUCCCCACGCUUGCUCCCACACAGGCGGAGCCAGAGGCAGGCUCUCAAAGGUAUGGCGGAUGCACUCAGCAGCAGCCGCACGCCUCCCGGGCGCCACGCCGCCGACGCACCUGAAGCAGGCGGCUGCUGCCGGGAGGCCACGCUGAGCCGCUCAGCGGCCAGGGGCGGCCCCUGGGCCGCGCUGCUGGCGGCGGCGGAGAGGGAGGAGCGCGCAGCAAACGGCGGCGUCCAGGGCGCCGGCCGCUGGCCGGUAGCCGAAGCGACGGCUGGCCGCGUCCCGCUGGGCCCGGCGGGCGGCUGGCAGGCCACGGCUGGCCUGUGCGCAAGCGGUGGCGGCAUGGGAGAGGGGUGGGGCGGCCGGGACACGGCCCCUGAUGACGGCGCCUCCCUCCCUCUCCGGCUCAUGCCGACAGCGCCGCCGGCCCCACUCCGCACCAGCAUGACGCGGCCCGGCCCCCUGGAGCCCAGCCAGCCCGGUACCGCACACCGGGAGAGCGCCGCGCCAGGGUCACCAGCCUUGGAGCGGGCGUGGGAGUGCAGCGCCCAGGCAGCCGCGGGGCCGACCACCGGCAGCGGCGGCGGCGCCUGGACCCUGGAAGCUCGCACCCCGACCGUGGGAGCGGAGCGGCAGCGCCGCCGCUCGGCAGCAGCCUGCGGCAGCCCCGGCCCGCCGCGCGCGGCUGCGGAGGAGCACGCCGCCGCCUGCCACGCGGCUGGCGGCAGCGGUGCAGCUGCGGCUGCUGCGGCGGCGCAGCGCCCGUGCUCCCGCGGCCAGCCCUGGCAGCUGCCGCCACUGGCACCCUGCGCCAUCGUGCCGCCCGGCCUGGACACCUUGUGCGGCUUGCCGCCGUUGGCAGAAGAGGACUGGCGCAGGCUCAGGAUGCGCGCGCCUUCCUGGCACGCUUCUGAUGUGGCGGCAGGCAGGCCGCCAUACUGGUACACACUGCUGAUUGGCGAAAUUUGGACGCAUAAUGCUACUCACCUCUUGCGCGAUUAUGAUCCCUCGGCUGCGAGUCACCUUCCGUCUGUUGCAUCACAGGCGGCUCUCGUCACAGCCAUGUCCCGCCAGCAGCUGAGCGUGAGCUUGGUGCAAAGCCCGGCCGGCGCCUGCAUCGCCUCUCUAUUCGAUGGGGUGGCCGAUGACGAGUUCAUAGAGUGGCUGCUGGAGGAUGGGGGAGGUGGUGUCACGUCGAUGGGCGCUGCGGACGAGGCGGCAUCCUUCUGCAGCGCCGCAGCGGCACCCCAGCGGCCGCACCCCGCAGCAGAACGCGGCAGCCCAGCACUCUGCUCUCUCGAUCGGCCCGGCGGCGCGGCAAGCCCCCGCGCCGCCGCCCCCGCGGCGCGGCCCCAGCAGCCGCAGCCCGCGGGCCGCCUGUCGCCGCCCGCCGGCGCCGCCUCCAGUGGGCCAGCCCUGGGCCCUCACACGCCGCCAAUGGCCGAGGACCUCGCAGCACAGAGCAGCGCCGACAUUGCCGCCUGGCUGGGUGGCUGGGCCUGGCUGGGAGGCGGCGAUGCUGAGCUGCCCAUGCGGAGCGGCCCCCCGCCGCCGCGCACGAUCAGGCAGCGCCAGCCGCCCCGCCAGCCAGGCGCCGCCGCCGCCGCCGCGGUCGCCGCCGCGCCGGGGCGGCCUCCGGCGGCGGCGCCGGCACCCGGGGCGCCCCGCCUGCCGGCGCCAGCCGGCAGCUCGGGCGCUGGCGCUGGUGCCCCACCCCUAGCACCGUGCCACGAUGCGCAGCCGCUGGGGAGCAAGCGCAGCGCCAGCCGGCGCCAGCGGGGCGCAAGCCCCGCGAGGAGCGGCACCAAGCAGGCAGGCGGCACGAGGAGCAGCGGGGGCGAGAGUGCGCACUCUGCGCAUGCGCCGCCCGCGCCCGCUCACAUCUCCGGCCGACUCAGCAGCUCGCAGCUGCUCCAGGCGCAGCUCGACGCCGACUCGCUUCUGCUCCGCCCCAGCAAGUCAGGGCCCCAGCUGUGCUGCCAAGUGUGCGGCACCGACCUGCGCAGCAGCAGAAUGUUCAACAUGCGCUUCCGCGUUUGCCCUGACCACGCCGCCGCCGAGUCGGUGGUUGUGGACGGCAUCCAGCAGCGCUUCUGCCAGCAGUGCGGCCGCUUCCACCGGGUGGAGCUGUUUGAUGCAUCCAUGCGCUCCUGUCGCGAGCAGCUGGCCAAGCACGCGGAGCGGCGGCGCCUGCGCCGCCGCAAGCAGUGGGCGGCGCAGCAGGCGGCGGCGGCCGCCGCCGCCGUGGCCGCCGCCGUCGCCUCGGGCGACGUCGCCCUGCCUGACCCCGAUCCAAGCCACGCAGCCUCGCUGGCCUCUGGGCAGCCCUUCUCGGCGGCUGCGGCGGCUGCGGCGGCGGGAUCUCUCACUCCCAGCUGGCUCACGGCAGGGGGGCUGGGGCCGGCGGGAGGCUCCCUGCCGCUGCCCACCGCCGGCGGCUCGCUCCCGCUGGCCUUCUCUAGUGGCGGCGCCACCGCCCCUCUGCUCGGCAGCAGCGGGGCGGGGUUUGGAGGAGGAGAGGGCGGCGGCGGCUACAAGCGUCGGCGCGGCGGCGGCGAGCGCGGCCCCGUGCAGCUGCGCCCGGCGGCAAGCGCGGGGGCGGGCGCCGUGGCGCACCCGCGCUGGCAGCAGCCGCCGCCGCGCAUGCUAGCGCAGCUGGGUGGAGAGUCGUGGCAGGCCCAGGUGGCGCACCUGCUGGAGCAGCAGCACUCCAACACCGCGCUCCCCGCCUGGCCGCCGCUGCCGGCGGGGCUGCAGCAGACUCUGGCGGCGGCGGGGGUGGGCCCCUCCGCGCACCCUUCACAGCAGCACCAGCAGCACCAGCUGCACCAGCACCAGCAGGGGCCGGCCGGGGAGCUGCCGCACGGCACCUCCACCUCAGCGCUGCCGCCCUGGCAGCCGCCGCCGCAGCAGCUGGCGUUGGGGCCCGGCGGCGGCGGCGCGGCGGCGCCGGGGCACGGCGGCCUGACCGCGCUGGAGGCUCUGGAGCUGCAGCAGUCUUCGUCGGCCUUCCCCCCCUGGCAGGCGGCGGCGGCGGCGGGGGGGCAUCAAAACGCGGGGCCGGGCGCGGCGGCGGCGUGGCGCGCGCAGGUGGACGCUUGCUUGCAGCAGCUGAUGCAGCUUGUGGAGCUGAUGCCUCGGGCGCUGGUGGAGGCGCACCUGCCCGCGCUGCUGCCGGUGGUGAUGCAGCUUGUGGGUGUGCUGGCGCCGCCAGGUCAGCAGGCGCCAGGUCAGCAGGCGCCGCCACUGCUGGUGCUGUCGGUGCCCAAGCCGGAACUCGAGGCGGGCGGGUGGCAGGCGCAGCAGGCGCAGCAGGCCGCCCAGCAGGCACAGCAGGCGCAGCAGGCCGCCCAGCAGGCACAGCAGGCGCAGCAGGCGGCACAGCAGGCGCAGCAGGCCGCCCAGCAGGCACAGCAGGCGCAGCAGGCCGCCCAGCAGGAAGCUCAGCAGCAGCAGCAGCAGCAGCAGCAGGCGCAGCAGCAGCCCCAUUUUUCGGUGCCUGGAAGCUACGGCGCGGAGCCCGCCCCCUCCUGGGCCGGCACCGAGGGGGAGCAGGCGCAGCAGGCGCAGCAGCAGGCGCAGCAGCAGGCGCCGCGCACCGGCGGCGACAGCGGCAGCGGCGCCGCCGCCGCCUCCCAGCGCUCUUCUGGAUCGCAGCACGGCCAGCUGCCGCCGUCCUGGCCGUCGGCGCCCCCCCUGCCAGCGGCGGCGGCUGUGGAGCCGCCCGGCGGUGGCGGCGGCGGCGCCGCAGUGCUGCUGGCCGCGGUGGCGGCGCGGGCGGCGAGCAGCGGCGGCGCGCCGCCGCCCGCUGCCCCCCAGCAGCCCCAGCCCCAGCAGCAGCAGCAGCAGCAGCCGCCUCAGCUGCAGCAGCAGCACCAGGGGCCGUCCGGCUCGCUGGGCCAGCUGCAGGCGGCGGCGGGCGCCAGGUCAGAGGAAGGUGGGCUGCUGGGGCGUCGCGAGAACGGCGCCUUCUCGCCUCCGGCGCCGGCGGGCAGCCUGGGCGCGCCGCCACCACGCCCCGCAGCCAGCGCGCCGCCCCCGGCCGCACCGGCGCUGCAGCCCGGCAGCCAGCCCGCGGCGUCGGCGCCUGGGGCCUGGCCCGGCGCUGGCGGCGGCAGCGGCGGCGCGCCGCCCGGCGGCCUGGGAGGCCCCGGGGACGCGUCUCUGCUGCCGCAGCAGCUGCUUGCCGCGCUGGGGGGCGGCCAGCUGCCGGCCUCGCUCCUGCAGCUGCCCUCCCUCCCUGCGGCGCAGCAGGGCCAGCUGGAUGUGCCCCGCCUGCUGGCAGACUGCCUGUCGCUGCUCAACAGCCAGCCCGCGGCGGCGCCGCCGCCCGGCGACGCGCAGGCCGCGCUGCAGCAGCUGCUGGCGGGGCAGGGGGGGCUGUGGGGCGCGCAGCAGGCGCAGCAGCAGGCGCAGCAGCACGCCCAGCAGCAGGCGCAGCAGCAGGCGCAGCAGCACGCCCAGCAGCAGGCACAGCAGCAGGCGCAGCAGCACGCGCAGCAGCACGCCCAGCAGGCGGCGCAGCAAGCGCAGCAGCAGGCGCAGCAGCAGGCGCAGCAGCACGCCCAGCAGCAGGCGAGCGCCCAGGUGCUGCUCUCCUCGCUGCUCCAACAGCCUCUGGCGCCGCAGCAGGCGCAGGCGCAGCAGGCACCGCAGCACGCACAGCACUCCCACCAGCAGCAGCAGGCCCAGCAGGCGCAGCAGCAGCAGCAGCAGUGGGGCAUGGACACCCUUCAGCACCUGCUGGCCUCGGUGCCGCUGCUGCAGCAGCCGCCGCCGCUGCCCGGCCAGCCUCAGGCACCGCGCUGA
Messenger RNA from Chlorella variabilis, 5151 nucleotides. RefSeq lists its product as hypothetical. Gene Ontology annotation, cellular component: nucleus. The record is from RefSeq and is a predicted model, not a curated record. The transcript has 14 exons. Gene Ontology annotation, molecular function: DNA binding. Bases 1 to 5151 code for a protein of 1716 amino acids. Lineage: Eukaryota; Viridiplantae; Chlorophyta; Trebouxiophyceae; Chlorellales; Chlorellaceae.